Molecule: messenger RNA, 1878 nt
Organism: Annulohypoxylon maeteangense
Lineage: Eukaryota; Fungi; Ascomycota; Sordariomycetes; Xylariales; Hypoxylaceae
Exons: 2
Coding region: 93-1841 (582 amino acids)
Source: RefSeq, a predicted model, not a curated record
UCUGCCUGCAAGGAGGCAAAAUCACUAAGCCCCUUUGCGAUAGUCGGCCCUCGCCUUCUGCCUCGGAUCCCUUUCUUGGGCUGCUUAACAUCAUGGAGUCGUCCCCCUUAAUCAAGGCGCAUGAUCAUGCGAGAGCCGCAUCCAUAGCAACCCACACGUCCGACACCACCGUCGCAGUGAAUGAGCACACACGGGCUGCCGGCGAGUUCGCCAACGCCGCUAAGAACACUAGCAGCGUCGAGGCACUCCGUACCCUCAAGCUGCUCGAGCAGCAUCAUCGCCGCCUCUCCGAACUCCUCCAGAUACCGGGCAAGGUGCCCACCUCGCAGACCCCCGAGAAUGACUCCCAGGCCAACGAGAAGGAUGAGGCUAUCCCAGGUGCGACCACAGAAUCAAAGUCUGAUGCCGCCGGGUCCUCCAAUGAGAAGGGCAACCAACCCUUACCCACACUACCGAAGCAACCACGAUAUCCCGCGCGUGACCUAGGGGCCUCUAUCGCCAGUAACCUAGCCUCUGCUCGUGGCAUCCGGUCAAAGUACCGCUCUCAGCCUCUCAGUCCAAGCAUCUCUAACACCGAAGCCCCUGGCAACAUGGACGCUACCACAUCGCGGAGAAGCGGACGGACCAAGAUGCAGACCAUGCUCGACAACUCCGAAAGGCCCAACGCCCUCUCCCCAGAGAAAGAACGAGCCCCCCGCAGCUCCAACUCCAGCAUCCAGGACCAAGCCGAACCCCCCGCCGCCGCCGCCAGUGACGAGGGCUUCUCGCGCUUCUACAGCGCCUUCGGCAGCAUCAUAAACCGGAUCUCCGCGCCCCUAGCCUUCGCCGGACUCCCCUUAAUCAGCGAAGAAGACCCCGUCUCCUCCUCCCCCUCCGCCGCCGUCGUAACCGCCCCUCCCCCCUCCGAACCGCAACCCAAAUCACCCACCCACAAGCGUCCCUCCCGCACCCGCAACCCAUCCGCCGGAGUAGCCGAGCCCGACCUCCGAAAGCUGUACUCGAAAGCCGCGUUGCGAGCCGUAGCCCGCGACGGGCAAUCCGCCAACGACUCCUUCUACGUCGUGCCCACAAGCGGGCACACCGCGUCCUACGCUAGCAUCCUAACCUUCGCCGACAAAGAAAAGCGACGUCUCGAAGCCCAAGGCGGCAACGACGACGUCUCCAACUCCACCGACGACUUCAUCGACGCCCGCGGGACCUCUCCCGCGCCCCCUCGUCGCGCCAGAACCGUUUCUUACUACGGCGAUAGUCGGGAUGUGGUAGCUGGAAGUAGUAGUGGUGGGGGGAAAAACCACGAGAUGUCGAAUAUGCUCGAGGAGCUGCACACCGAGAACGCGAGUCUGAAGGAUAUGCUGGACAAACUAAGCCGUCGCCUCCAUGCCUUCGAGAGCAUGUCCCAGAACUCCGGGAUGCGGCUCGCGGAGAGCAUGCGGCUUAUGCGCCCUGGAUCCCCGCUUUCGUCGGCGGGGGGGAAGACGCCGGGGUUGACGCCUGGGACUUCUUCUGCUGGUGCCGCUGCGGGGUUGGGAUUGGGAGGGAUGGGAUUAGGAGGGGGUGUGGGAGGAGGGGAGAAAUCAGCAGACGAGGCUCUUGCGAAACGGAAUAGAGAGCUUGAGGACCAGAUCGUGGUUAUGGGACGGCAGAUGGAGGAGAUGGAACGCAGCUACAAUAAAGCGAGGGCGAACCUCGUAAGGUACAGGGAGAAGUGGGAGCAGUUGAAAGCAGGGGCUAAGGCGCGUAGAGCGGGUGGGAGCGCGAGUGGGAGUGCGGGUGUGCAGGGUGGGAGCUCGGAGGUUGGGAUUGGGAUUGAGGAGGGGUUGAAGUCGCCUAGUUUGGCGUGAGGCGUGAGAUUUCAGUUAAGGGGGUCUUGGGUUGGGG